UUUGCUUCCUGUCUGGCGGAGGGAGGGGUCGGUGCUGACGGCUGGAGCCAGUGGGAGGACGAGUUGAACGUUAAGAAAGCCUUGGGAAAGCGAUAAGAAACGAGGGGAAAGGGCCCGAGGUUUUUACCUUCCAUCGGGAAAACUUGACUCUGAUUAGCACCCGAAGCAAAUGCAAUGUCGUCCAGUCGUCAGCUUAGUGAGAGCAGGGCCAUCCCGACCAGGACGGUGCUGAUCAACGACUCAACGCAGCUACCUCACGACUAUUGCACCACUCCCGGAGGCACUUUAUUCUCCACCACCCCGGGAGGAACCCGAAUAAUCUAUGAUCGCAAGUUUCUGUUAGACCGGCGUAACUCACCCAUCGCCCAGACCCCACCAGCACACCUGCCGGUUAUCCCAGGAGUGACAAGCAAGGACGUCCUGAAUGAAAACAAGAGGAAUAAGGCUAACAACAUCAACAACCAUGAUGCCAAGCCUAGGCAAGGUGAAGAUGCUCAGUUUGAGAUGGACAUCUAAAGAAGAGGAACCAACGUGAAGAAUGAUUAAUUACCUGGUACCUGUGUGCCAGUGGCUUGGCUUGUAGAAACCAAUGUUGUGAGCCCUCUCCUUUAGUUCUCUCUAGCUGCUGGGUGCUGCGUAAUCAUGGGGAUAAAAGACUAAAAGUUUGCCCAGUGGUGCUGCUGGCGCCCUGAAAGUUAACCUGGGAGCCUGUUGAGCUCUUUUUGUUUAGGUUUCAGGGCAGCCAUCAGCUGUACUUGCUUAAGUCACAGAGCAAGGGAAAAAUUCUGUAUUGUAAGUGCCCAGAUAUGUUACCAAUUUACCGUAAUAGACUCAUAAACAAAUCAGCCAUCAGAGAUUCACUGCUGAUAGAUCAGAGUACACUGUUCCAGUUGAUACUCUUACUGCAGUCUCCUUGGUUCACAUGUAAACUGAGUUGCACUCAAGUCAGGAAAUGCAGUUAUCUGCAUGUACAUGUCCUCCCAAAUGUAAGAUCUUUUUUUUUUUUCUCCAUCCAAAACAAUUACUGGAUCUCUUUUUUCUAGUUUUAUUUAAAAGGGACAGUAGGAUUGUCAUCAUACUUUUGAUUAAAAGAAUGAAAGGAUUCCGUAUUCAUUCCAAGUCUUUUAUAUCAGUUAAAACAGUUGACUUUUUUUCUAGAUUUUUAUUUUCAGGUAUUUGUUCAGCUCAGAAAAAUAGUUGUAUAGAAUUGUCCAAAAACAGAUCACAGACCUUAAUUACUCCAUUCAAGUUAUAUAGGAUUACAAUGCCAAACAAAUUUUCUAGUUUUAUUUAGAACUACCCCAGAAUAAGCAUUUCAGUCUGUAGUCUUCUCAUUUCCUUUCGCCCUUUUAGCUGGUUAAUUUUAAGUAAUAACAUCUGAUUGCAAUUUUGAAAGACCGAACUGUUACUUUAGGUCAGAGAGAAUGUUUCUGUUUUGCUAGCAGUAUGAUUUGUACCUACCUUUGCAUGGCGAGACAGUUGAAAUGUCAACAUCAUCUCUUAAUUCACAUCGUCUAGUUAAAGGUAGACAAUACCAAGUACCGUUGAACUGAACAAGUGUUUAAUAUACUUUAUGAAACGAUGACAAAAAGAGAGCUGGUCUCAGGAAGCACUUGCAUUAUGUACCUCACAAGUACACAUCUUAUGGCUCCGUUCAUGGGAGAAAUAGCAUGGUGAAUAUUUAACAUUAAUAUCAGCUGUGACAUCUACUGUCACUCUCCGAUUACUACAAUCCUUACGAACCUUGAUAAUCAAAUCAAAGGUAGGAAAGCACUGAAGUGUUGUUUUGGUCAUUUUACUAUUGUCUGUCUCACAGCCACACAAUGUGAACGAUCCUUUGAAAGAUGGAUAGUUUUGUAGUGACCAGACAUUCAUAUUUUGAUUCAGAUCAAACAUCUUGAAAACUUGAAUUGAAUCUUUCCAAUGCUCUAUGCAUGUUCUUUUGGUCGGCUUUUUAGUCUUUAGUUCACAGAUCAUUUAUAUGUUAUUGAGUUUUUUUGGGAUGCCAAAUCUUGUGGAAAAUGAGAAGGUUUGAUUAAUAUUGAAAUAGAAUUAAGCAAAGAGAUUAUCCAAACAAAGUGACUUAAAGAGGAUAAGGCUUAUUCUCAUGACUUUAAUUGUCUUGUUCUGUGCUCUGGUCAUUCUCUGAAGCACAGAAUCUCUCUCUCUCUCUCUCUCGCUCUCUCUCUCUCUCUCUCUCUCUCUCAGCAAUCUCUUGUGCUUAGCCUCUGUAUCCAUGCCUUACUUUACUAAGCUGAGCAGCUGUGUCAAAUAUAGUUCCCUUUCAUACCUUAAAUACAGGAUCAGUUCCUUUCUGUUUGAUUUCUUUCCAACUUUCAAGUUGAGGAUAAGAUCAAGAUAUUGCUAUGUUUUACUAGAAAACAUUAUAUUUUUGGAAACAUGUUAGUUAUUAUUUACUUUCUUACAGAGAUGGAAAUAUUUGCAGAUACAGCAGUGUAAUAUUUGUAAUAGUAAUGGACUGGUUAAAAAAUAAACACGGUUUAGGUUCGACUUUGAUCGGUUGCAGUUAACGUUCUAUAAAAUAUUCAAUAUUGGUGAAAUCCUUGACAAUUAGAUGCACAUUUUUAUUUUUGGUUUGAUUUAUAGACUUUUGUAUAAGUCAUAUUGAAGUAAUAAUGAUUUGUAGUAAAGGGAAGUUGAUAUACUGUCCUUCUGUAAUAGAUUGGUCAAAUCCCAGCUUGUUUCAACUCUGAAGUAUGGACAUUUAGUUGCCUUUUUUUUUCUUUCAAAAAAAUAAAAAAAAAGCAUCACUGCUUACUUUUUCUUCAUACUUAACCCCAGAUCUCAGAAACUUUCAGAAAUGCAUGUAGCUCUCUGUUUGAUGGGAUUUAGGAUGAACGUUUUAUCUAAUGUGACAGAAAUUGGAAACUGUAUUUUCUUUCUUUGAGACCCUGUUCAAUUUAAUUUUAAUGAAAUGCCAAUGCCAGUGGAUACUGUUACAGCAAGAUCAAUAAAAGUUCCUUGAUAUCAA
Sinocyclocheilus grahami is the source of this 2992-nucleotide messenger RNA. RefSeq names its product eukaryotic translation initiation factor 4E-binding protein 2-like. Gene Ontology annotation, molecular function: eukaryotic initiation factor 4E binding. Gene Ontology annotation, cellular component: cytoplasm. Lineage: Eukaryota; Metazoa; Chordata; Actinopteri; Cypriniformes; Cyprinidae. The coding region runs from base 175 to 516 and encodes 113 amino acids. The record is from RefSeq and is a predicted model, not a curated record. The transcript is spliced from 3 exons. Gene Ontology annotation, biological process: negative regulation of translational initiation.